UGUGGGUGUUUUAUUAUGGGAAUUGACUAGUAACCGACCACCUUUUAGUAAUCUGGAUCAACAACAUCAACAAUUUGCUUUACCAUAUCAUAUUUCUCAAGGAACUCCAUGUUGGCAGGAUGACCCAGAAAACAGACCUGAUAUUCAAUAUGUUGAAACAAUGCUUGGAAAAUUUUUAGGCUCAAAUAUAGUUGAUAAAGAGGAAAAUAAUGAGCAACAAAAAAAUGAAGACAAUAGUUCUUUAAGUCAUCCCAGUAUUAAUUUAAUAGAGCCUAGUAAUUAUUCACUGCAAGCAAAGUUUGAUAAUCUUGAGGUUUUAAAAUAG
Molecule: messenger RNA, 325 nt
Organism: Entrophospora candida
Lineage: Eukaryota; Fungi; Glomeromycota; Glomeromycetes; Entrophosporales; Entrophosporaceae
Source: the annotation of a GenBank genome assembly